UUUUUUUUUUUUUAACCAAACAAAUUUGGUGAGUGAUUUUGAUAAUUAUGAGUGUGUUUGGUUUUUUAUCUUUACGAAAAUAUUUUAAUAAUGUGAAUUCUUGACGAAACACUUCUUCAUUUCCUGUUUAAUUCAACAUCAAAAUGUCCAACAAAGUAGUAUCGUAUUUCUUUAAUCCAGAUGUGGGUAAUUUCCACUAUGGACAAGGACAUCCUAUGAAGCCUCAUCGUCUCUCCGUGAUCAACAGUCUUGUCUUGAAUUAUGGUUUGUACAAAAAGAUGCAGAUAUAUAGGCCUUACAAAGCCAGCUCCCAUGAUAUGCUCAGAUUUCAUUCGGACGAAUACAUAGAAUUUCUGCAGAAGGUUACUCCUCAAAACAUUCAAACCUUCACCAAAGAUUUAUCCCAUUUCAAUGUUGGAGAUGACUGUCCUGUUUUUGAAGGAUUGUUUGAAUUCUGUUCUAUGUAUACUGGAGCAUCUUUAGAAGGUGCAACCAAAUUGAACAAUAAUUGCUGCGAUAUAGCUAUCAACUGGUCUGGAGGACUACAUCACGCCAAAAAAUCCGAAGCGUCGGGGUUUUGUUAUGUUAACGAUAUAGUAAUUGCCAUUUUAGAAUUACUGAAAUAUCAUCCGAGAGUAUUAUACAUUGAUAUUGACGUUCAUCAUGGUGACGGAGUUCAAGAAGCAUUUUAUUUGACUGAUCGUGUCAUGACAGUUUCUUUCCACAAAUUCGGUGGCUACUUUUUCCCAGGAACCGGAGAUAUGUAUGAGAUAGGCGCUGAAAGUGGCCGGUAUUAUUCUGUGAAUGUACCUUUGAAAGAAGGAAUCGAUGACACGAGUUAUGUUCAGGUUUUCAAACCAGUAAUUGAAUACGUCAUGCAGUUUUUCCAACCUACGGCGAUUGUUUUGCAAUGCGGAGCAGAUUCUUUAGAUAAUGAUCGAUUAGGUUGUUUUAGCCUAAGUACAAAAGGACAUGGUGAAUGUGUAAAAUUCGUUCGUGAUCUCAAUGUCCCACUUCUAGCUGUCGGUGGAGGAGGGUACACUUUACGUAAUGUCGCUAGAUGUUGGACCUACGAAACAAGUUUACUAAUUGAUGAAGACAUUGAUAAUAGAUUACCUAUGAACGAUUACUACGCCUACUUCGCGCCAGAUUUCAAACUUCACCCGGAAGUUGUUACUAGACAAGAAAAUGCUAAUUCCAAACAAUACCUGGAUCUAAUAGUGAAACAUGCCUACGAUAAUUUGAAAAUGAUUCAACAUUCUCCUAGUGUUCAAAUGCAUACUACUCCAGGAGAUCUUUUGCCUAAUUUUGAAUCUAAAAUGAUCGACGAUUUGGAUCCGGAUGUAAGAGUAUCUCAAUUAGAAGAAGAUAAACGAAUAGAUCCGCCUAAUGAAUUUUACGAUGAUGAGCAAGAUCAAGAUAAAAGUGUAGUCGUCGAGGAAAUAACGUGACAAAAACAAACAAUUUUAGGGAAUUGUUUUAUCGAAACUUGCAAACUAAGGCAGCAAAUCAUCUUCAAUAUUUUUUGAAAUAGAAAAAUUUCAGCGCUAGUAAAAAUGACUCUGUAUGCGAGACAGAAAUUUGCCUUCUUGUAAUAGAUAGACGAGUAUGUUACCAAUGCCCAGAUAUUUAUCGGAAAUACCUGUUUUACUGUAAUUAUUCAUCAUGAAAUAUUUCUCAAUUUUAAAUGACUACCUACAAAAAGUUUCAAUUUUUUCGAUUUACAUAUGUCCUUUUAUAUUUUUGUAUGAUGCAAUGAUUGUAAAUACAUUUUGUGUAUAAAAUUA
Planococcus citri (citrus mealybug) is the source of this 1787-nucleotide messenger RNA. RefSeq names its product histone deacetylase 3 (gene HDAC3). The record is from RefSeq and is a predicted model, not a curated record. The transcript has 3 exons. Lineage: Eukaryota; Metazoa; Arthropoda; Insecta; Hemiptera; Pseudococcidae. Gene Ontology annotation, cellular component: nucleus. Gene Ontology annotation, molecular function: histone deacetylase activity. Bases 144 to 1451 code for a protein of 435 amino acids.